Capsaspora owczarzaki ATCC 30864 is the source of this 1117-nucleotide messenger RNA. RefSeq names its product alanine racemase. Gene Ontology annotation, cellular component: intracellular anatomical structure. The record is from RefSeq and is a predicted model, not a curated record. The transcript is spliced from 7 exons. NCBI's taxonomy places the organism in Eukaryota, Filasterea, Ministeriida, Capsasporidae. Bases 164 to 1006 code for a protein of 280 amino acids. Gene Ontology annotation, molecular function: pyridoxal phosphate binding.
GCUGCUGCUGCUGCGAUCGCGCGGUCUACUCUCCUCAAGUCCAUCGUCACCACGAUUCAACAGCCUCGUUGCAACUGUCGGCUACUGCUACUCUUCAUCAACAAGCCCAUCCUCGCCAUCGCAACCAGUGACUCACAAGCCUUACAAGAACCGCCGCCAAGCAAUGAGCGACAGUAGUACAGCGCCGCAGGAGCAGCCGACCGAGUCCGAGCUGAACGCCGUCGUCGCUGCGCUCGAGGCCGUGCGUGGCCGCAUGAGUGCUGCAGUCGCCAAGCGCGCCGAGAAGGCGGCCUCGUCUGCUUCUGUUUCUACUUCUGCUUCGGAUGAGCACGGUCGUGUGGCCGGCGAGGCGGAUGCAGUCAGGCUGGUCGCCGUCUCCAAAACCAAGCCGAACGCGCUGCUCCAGGCCGCGUAUGGUGCGGGUCAGCGUCACUUUGGUGAAAACUAUGUUCAAGAGCUGGUUGCAAAAGCGUCCGGGCUGCCACGCGAUAUCCAGUGGCACUUUAUUGGUCACUUGCAGUCGAACAAGGCAUCCCAUGUCGCAGCAAUUCCAAAUCUCUUUGUCGUCGAGACAGUCGACAGCGUUAAACUUGCCACUGCACUGGAGAAGGCCUGUGCCAAGCAGACUCGCGAUUCUCCGUUGCGGGUGUUUGUACAAGUCAACACCAGCGGUGAAACCAGCAAAAGCGGAUCGAACGCGGCGGAAGCUAUUGCUGUGGCUCGACACAUUGUGAACGAGUGCCCGCAUUUACGCUUGUGCGGACUGAUGACCAUUGGGCAACCAGGCCGUCAGUGCUCGGAAGCUUCUCCCAAUCCAGACUUUUUGCUUCUCAACGAGAUUCGGCAGCAGACAGCAGAAAGCUUGUCGCUGCGUGCGGCAGACCUGGAACUCAGCUUUGGAAUGUCGGACGACUUUGAGCAUGCCAUUUCUAUGGGCAGCACCAACAUCCGGGUUGGAAGCACGAUCUUUGGCUCGCGCUCCUAUCCCGCCGUGCACCCCGAGUGAAAGCGCGGAAAGGAGUUUCACAGUACUUCAUUUUCUGGCCCACCUUGUGAACAAAGAGUAGCGAUUCGGAACCACGAAAUAAUAAACCCUUCAUUGUGUGAUCAUCGAACA